CAGAUCAUCAAGUCCUCCAAGGCGAGAGGUUCUUAGAAGAUUCCAGAGGAGCCAAGAAUCUAGCUCAUUAUUUGGACUUCUGUGCCUCAACAUUAAGACAUCAACAUGACAACUACUCGGAUGUUCCUUGUGGCUCUGGCACUGUGUUUUCAGACUGGCGGCUCAAUACUUUGUUACUUCUGCCCAGAUCAAACGCUCAGCUCAGAGUGUACCGACCAGAAGAACUGCACUGCCACCGAUAGUGUGUGCAAGACGACUGUGCUGAGCCCAGAUGUAGGUUUCCCAUUCCAAGGGAACGAGAUUGUGAUCCGUGGCUGCUCCACACGUACCACCUGUAUACCCAGUGAUCAAGAUGAACUUGGAAACUCACGCUUUGUAUUGUGCUGCAACAUUGACCUUUGUAAUAGCAGAGGACUCAACGCUACCUCCAAUAGUAGAAGAGCAGCGGCGGAAAUCAGUGUGGCAAUGGGAGGAUUCCUAUUAGGAAUUUUGGUACCGCUUAUUGUAAUAUGGCCAUGAAUUGAAAUCUAUGGAUGAUGCACGGUGUGUGCCCCGAGCUGGAGUCACGAUUCUUAUAAUAUUUAUAUGCAAACAAGACUAAGAGCAACUCAAUAUACUGUAAUGUGUUAGUGCUCACCAGUCCGUGGCGCCGGAAACCAUGUGAAUGUUAAUUAUUAAAUAGAAGAACACAGUUUAUUUAUUUCCAGUUCACACAAUAAAUAAUGUAAGAGAA
This is a messenger RNA of Bufo bufo (common toad), 733 nucleotides long. Its product is annotated as ly6/PLAUR domain-containing protein 2-like. The record is from RefSeq and is a predicted model, not a curated record. The coding region runs from base 106 to 519 and encodes 137 amino acids. NCBI's taxonomy places the organism in Eukaryota, Metazoa, Chordata, Amphibia, Anura, Bufonidae. The transcript is spliced from 3 exons.